Drosophila rhopaloa is the source of this 470-nucleotide messenger RNA. RefSeq lists its product as uncharacterized. The transcript has a single exon. Bases 23 to 460 code for a protein of 145 amino acids. NCBI's taxonomy places the organism in Eukaryota, Metazoa, Arthropoda, Insecta, Diptera, Drosophilidae. The record is from RefSeq and is a predicted model, not a curated record.
UUCCGCCGCGAUUGAUAAAAAAAUGUCUAAAAAGGCUUACAAAUCGGAUGUAAAUAUCUGUCGGGAUUCUGAAAGCCCAGAAAAGUCUUCAAAUAGCUGUGUUAACGCAUCAAGCAGUGACAGUGAUUUAGAAACUAGCAGAAAACACAAACUACGUCGCAAAUCUAGCCGAGCUUCUUCAUUUCAUUAUAAAGCGCUGCCCAUGCGCCUAGUUGGCGGUAAUUCUGACAAAGCAGCAGAUAUUCCAUGCUCCUCUCGGGAUAUAACUCUCAAAUCUGCACAUAUUAUCGAGGACAGUUCCGAUUCGGAGUUUCAUAUGUCGAAUGAUACCAGCAAUGAUGAGCCCGCCAACCGAUCCAUAACUUUUUCAGCACGACCUAUAGAAAAACCCGAUUUGGUGUUUAUAAGAAAACUACGCAAACGCAAGAAACCUAAAAACAAAACUUUGUACAAAGAUUGAAAUCCAUUUU